This is a messenger RNA of Gossypium raimondii (Peruvian cotton), 1523 nucleotides long. RefSeq lists its product as uncharacterized. The transcript has 5 exons. The coding region runs from base 20 to 1234 and encodes 404 amino acids. NCBI's taxonomy places the organism in Eukaryota, Viridiplantae, Streptophyta, Magnoliopsida, Malvales, Malvaceae. The record is from RefSeq and is a predicted model, not a curated record.
UCAAUCUCAGUCCGCGCGUAUGAUUUACGCUCGAUUCAAUUUUUCUUUCAAAGCUCCCCUUAUGCGCAUUGCGCACCCUUCCCGCUGCUUCUUCACAUCCUCCAUUUCCUUUGCUCGAACUCAGCUUAACGUUUCUCUAAAACCUUUGCCUUCUGUUUCUUCUUCAUCCAUGGCGGAUCGUAGCAACUUCUCAACUGUAUCCGCCGAAGAUGAGGCGAAGUAUGGCUUCACGCGCGAGGAGAUGUACUCGAGUAACCUCGCUGGCACCGUCAAUCCUUACGACCGUCACUUGUUCCUCCGCCAUAGGUCCUAUACCGAUUGGGCUUCCCGCGUUGAAGAGGACUCCCUACCUAAGCUUUUCUCCUCCACUCUUAAGUCUCGCAAAAACGACAUCCCUGUUAAGACACUGUUGACGGUUAUUGAAGGAGAGCAAUCUGAUGGAGAUGUGCUGAUUUUCCCUGAAAUGAUCAAAUACAAGGGUUUGACCGAGGCUGAUCUGGAUGGCUUUGUUGAGGAUGUGCUUGUGAAUGGCAAACCAUGGGCUUCCGGAAUGCAGGAAACGUUUACUGGUUCUUAUGUCUUUGUGUGUGCUCAUGGUAAUCGUGACAAGAGAUGCGGUGUAUGUGGACCGAUCCUGAUUGAAAAGCUGAAUGAGGAGAUUGCAUUGCGAGGAUUGAAGGAUCAGGUGUUUGUAAAUGCUUGCUCUCACAUUGGAGGGCACAAGUAUGCUGGGAACUUGAUUAUCUUCAGUCCAGAUUCCAAGGGAAAAAUUACAGGCCACUGGUAUGGCUAUGUUACUCCUGAAGAUGUACCUGAAUUGCUGGAUCAGCACAUUGCGAAUGGCAAAAUAAUAGAACGUCUUUGGAGGGGUCAAAUGGGGGUUUCUACUGAAAGUGGUGAUGGAACAGGGGAACAGAAGCUUCCGAAUGGGACAGAAGUGAAGAAAAAUGAGAAGCCUGAAGAGUCAACUGUUCAAAAGACCAGGGAAAAUUUGGGCGGUUGUUGCCAGGGUGCUAAUGGGUCUAGCUGUUGCAUGACUGCUAGCUCGGAAGUAAGUGAAACAAAGAAAACUGAAGAAACAACAGAAGCUCAUGGAAAAAAGGGGCUGUGCGGUUUGACAAGCUGGGUAGGAUCAUGGGAACAACGUGAUGUUCUUACAGCAGCAGCGGUGGUUGGAGCUGUGGCAACCGUUGCUGUGGCUUAUAGCUACUAUAGAAAGGUCAGGCUGAAUUAAGGACAUGUAAUCCAAUUUCGUACUGUUUGCUCAAGGGUUGUACACCCCUGUUUUUUGGUUGCGGAGGCAAUGGUGACAAUAAAAUAAUCCUCCAAACGACAAACUUCAUUAGGAGAUGGGUACAAAUAGUCAUAUUACUUUUAUUUUGAUAUCUACUUGCAUUGAGAUGUUUCAGUAGAUGCAAUUAGACAUUUGGAAUGCUUCAGCUCGAUACCGAAAUUAUGAGUAGAAAAAUGCUUGCUAAAAUUUGUUGGAUACGAUAUAAUUUAAAGUUUUGGUUUGUUUGGUA